Messenger RNA from Drosophila ficusphila, 3856 nucleotides. It is a transcript of the gene Sirt1, whose product is annotated as NAD-dependent histone deacetylase sirtuin-1. The record is from RefSeq and is a predicted model, not a curated record. Gene Ontology annotation, molecular function: NAD+ binding. NCBI's taxonomy places the organism in Eukaryota, Metazoa, Arthropoda, Insecta, Diptera, Drosophilidae.
CCCGAGAUACUUCACAAGCGCACAUACACACACAGGCGCAGCUACGUGUGCCAUCUUGCUUUUUCAUCGGAAAAUUUUCCAGAAACUACGCUCGAAAAUUACGAAAAAAUAGCCACCAAAUGGAGUGAAAAUUUUUUUAAAUUUAAGUUUCGUGCAAAUACGUAAAAUAAAGUCGAGUUUGGUCAAAAAAUCUUUGCUAAACGAUCGCUGGAGAAUUUUUUCAAUCAAGCCAAAUGGGUGCGAAGCUGACGACGUAAAAAUUUUGUGUGUACCAACGAAAGAGCGGAGGAAGCGGACGAGGCGAGAGCGCAAAACGGAGAGACCGAGGAAAGACUCGCGCAACAAGAAGAAGCAGCAGCAGCACCGACGAGAGUUUUCUCUCCGUGAGUCUGUGUUUGUGCGUUGGCUUGUGCGCGCGCGUCUGUGUUGGGCGGAAAAAUGAUGGAAAACUACGAAGAAAUUCGCCUGGGCCACAUUAAGGCCAAGGAUCUGGGCGACCAAGUGCCCGAUGCUCCGCAGUUCUAUCCGCCAGCAAAAUUUGAUUUUGGCGCCGAAAUUCUGGCCGCAACGUCGACCGAAGUAGAAGCAGAGGAGGCGACAACAACCGAAAGCAGCGAAUUGGUUGGCAAAGCAAAUUGUGAAAUCAAAACAAAAACAUUGGCUGCCAGGGAAGAACAAGAAAAUGGCGCCAAUUUGGAGCAAGACACCAAAAAUCAGAAAAAGCCGGCGGGCGGUGAUGAAGAGGAGGACGAGGAGGAAGAAGAAGAUGAUGAAGAUGAGGACGACGAUGAGGAGGGAGUCACUGGGACGAGUAACGAGGACGAAGAUUCUAGCUCAGAUUGCUCAUCCUCGGUGGGUCCUGACUGGAAGCUCCGCUGGCUGCAAAGGGAGUUCUACACAGGCCGUGUGCCCCGCCAGGUGAUUGCCAGCAUAAUGCCGCAUUUUGCCACCGGAUUGGCCGCUGACACCGAUGACUCCGUGCUUUGGGACUACCUGGCACACCUGUUGAACGAGCCCAAGCGGCGCAACAAGCUGGCGACGGUAAACACCUUCGACGAUGUCAUCAAUUUGGUCAAAAAGUCGCAGAAGAUCAUUGUCCUUACGGGAGCAGGGGUAUCCGUGUCCUGUGGCAUCCCGGAUUUCCGCUCCACUAACGGGAUAUAUGCACGUUUGGCUCACGAUUUUCCCGAUCUGCCCGAUCCGCAGGCCAUGUUUGAUAUCAACUACUUCAAGCGAGAUCCGCGCCCGUUCUACAAAUUCGCCCGCGAGAUUUAUCCCGAGUUCCAGCCCUCGCCCUGCCAUCGAUUUAUCAAAAUGCUGGAGACCAAGGGAAAGCUGUUGCGAAACUACACGCAGAACAUCGACACCCUGGAGCGGGUGGCAGGCAUCCAGCGGGUGAUCGAGUGCCACGGCUCCUUCUCGACGGCCUCGUGCACUAAAUGCCGGUUCAAAUGCAAUGCCGAUGCCCUGCGAGCGGACAUCUUUGCCCAGCGGAUUCCAGUGUGUCCGCAGUGCCAGCCCAAUAAGGAGCAGAGUGUGGACGCCUCGGUGGCUGUUACCGAGGAGGAACUGCGCCAGCUGGUGGAGAACGGCAUCAUGAAACCGGACAUUGUCUUCUUCGGCGAGGGUCUGCCGGAUGAAUACCACACAGUUAUGGCCACCGACAAGGACGCUUGCGAUCUGCUGAUCGUUAUCGGCUCUUCUUUAAAGGUCCGACCUGUUGCCCACAUUCCCAGCAGCAUCCCGGCCACGGUGCCGCAGAUCCUCAUCAAUCGCGAGCAAUUGCAUCAUCUGAAGUUCGACGUGGAGCUGCUGGGCGACUCCGAUGUUAUAAUCAACCAGAUUUGUCACAGGCUUUCGGGCGACGAUGACUGCUGGCGGCAGCUGUGCUGCGAUGAGUCGGUGCUCGACGAGAGUAAGGAGCUGUUGCCCCACCACCAUCAUCACCAUUAUCAUGUUAGCCAUCACCUUCACCAUCAUCGCCACUGCAGCUCGGAAAGCGAGCGGCAAUCGCAACUAGACACGGAUACACAAUCCCUGAAGUCAAACGGUUCCGCCGACUACAUUCUGGGCUCAGCUGGCACCUGCUCGGAUAGCGGCUUUGAAUCCUCAACAUUUACGAGUGGAAAACGAUCCACUGCCGCUGAGGCGGCAGCUAUCGAACGCAUUAAAACGGACAUACUAGUGGAGCUGAACGAGACUACCGCCCUUAGCUGUGACCGUUUGGCAGCCGGAGGACCGGUCACUACGGUAGAGAGCUAUCGACAUCUUUCCAUAGAUUCCUCCAAGGAUAGCGGCAUCGAGCAGUGCGACAUCGAAGCAACCCCCAGCUAUGUGCGUCCCAGCAAUCUGGUUCAGGAGACCAAAUCAGUAGCGCCCAGUCUGACGCCCAUUCCACAGCAACGAGGAAAGCGACAAACGGCAGCUGAACGCCUGCAGCCUGGAACAUUCUAUUCGCAUACCAACAACUAUUCGUAUGUGUUCCCAGGAGCUCAGGUCUUUUGGGACAACGACUACAGCGAAGACGACGAUGAGGAAGAAGUAAGAGGAAGUACCAGAACUGGUGAUCUCUUCAGCAAUUUGGCGCCAAACUAUGAGGAUGAAGAUGAAGAAGCCUGCGAUUUGAACGCCGUUCCAUUGUCACCAUUGCUCCCGCCCUCGCUGGAGGCACACAUAGUCACCGAGAUAGUAAAUGGAGCCGACGAAGCUUGCUCCAACAACAGUCCCGGCCAGAAAAGACCCGCCUGCAUUACAGAACAACAGCAGCCAGCAGCGAAUCCAGCACCCGCAGUUGAGACCGAAACUCCGCCACUGAAGAAGCGGCGACCUAGCGAGGAAAACGAGCAGUUGAUCCAAAUAGAAAGAUCAGAAGAAAGUCCGCCUCCAGGACAGUAAUCAGCCGUUUAAGCGUAAUUUUAGCCCUGCUAAUAGUGUAGUAUUUAUUUUAAAUGCAAUUUAAACCAACUUGUAAACACACAACAGAAACAAUGUCCAGAGAAGCUCCGAAAUCGAAGCAGAGGGCCAUGUUACCAAUUUCAUUACCAGGAAGUGUAGUGAAAUCAGAAUUGAUACUACCCUUUGUUUAUGCUUGUUUUAAAAGUAAAUAGCUAUCGAUUCCGGUUUCACGAAAUUUCUGAAGAAAUGAAUCCGGAACUAGGACCACUAGUUAACUCAACUCGAGGCUUUAGACAUCUGACCCUCGUUGCUUUACGCCUACCCCAAACGCCCGUUCCGUUUUGAUAUUUUUGAAAAAGCUCUUAGUUUAUUUAUUAUCUCUCUUCAAAACGAAAAGCUGUAAAUGUUAGUAUUUUAUUAUAUUAAGUUGUUAUUGAGGCCUUUUUAGAUAAACGAGAAGAGAUAAGCGGAAAGUUGAAAAAUCCUCUAGAAAGCAGGGUUUCUUUGUAUUCAAAGAGAAGCAGCGCCUCAACUUUAAAUUUAGGUUUAAUCUUAAAAUAUUCAUAACUAUGCGACUACAACCAGAAAAAACAACACCUAGAUAUAGUUAAGAACUAGACACAAACACUCUGUAUAUAAGCACUCGGCCCUAAUUUGUACAUGUACAUGAUCCUUUUUCUACUUUUUAUGUUACUUCUUCCUUUUAAAAAUUCUAUCGGUUAUGGCAACUAUUUUCCAACAUUAAUACACUCGCACCCACAUCAGAUUUGAUCACCAUAUAUAUGUGGUUAUACAGAUAUGAAUACAAGUUCGACAUUUGGUGUGUGUGUUUGAAAUUUUUAAUCAAAAACUAGCAUAAAUAUUAGCCACCAAACGCAGUGUAAACUUAGCAGUAAGAAUUUAGUCUAUAUGUCAUAAAAGUGUAUUAAUAUCCAGAAUAUAAACCAAUCUAAAAAAACAA